CGUAAAUUACGUAUGGUACGUACCCCACUGGACCGGUAAGAAGUUGUUCCAGGAUUACUGUCUUUGAUUUCGCCCCCAAAGAUCCCCAAAUGAAUCAAACGCGAUUCAUUCUUCCGCGCUCUCGUAGUACGUACGCAUGAUAUCGUACUACGUAGCGUUUACGCAGUUAACCUGAAGCGUUGCGACUCGGAACGUGGAUGGAAUGGUCAUCAAUAAUUUUCAGGCUGACCCGAAACUUUCUCAAAUAACUCUGUCGCUCAUCUUGAAUUUUGCGUUACCGCAAGAAGAGAGUGACGAUACGAAGUAUCAAUAACAUCUUUUGCGCCGUAAAGCACCAAACGAAAUACUAUGUCGUGGCUCUGGGGAACGAAAAAGGACGAUUCGAUGGAGGAAGAUCUCGCGGAUGAGGGAAUCCAGUCGGAGGAAGAAAUCCAUACAGAUUCUUCCGAUGAAUCCGAGCCUGAGGACCACAGCGUCGACGGGAAAGUCACGACAGAAGAGACCGUAGACGAUUACGAUGGAGAGUCAUCCGAUGAAUCGGCUUACGACAAUUCUUCUGACGAAGAUGACGAGGGCGACUAUGACGAGGAUGACGACGAGGACGACGACUCGUUGGUGGUAAAUCUAAUCGAAAGUAUGACCAGCGACGACGAUACCGUUGACGAAAAUCUCGAAGAGGCAGACUUACUUACUUCAGACGACGAAGAAGAUGAUGAGACUGUGGCGCGUGUGGAAGGUGGCACACAAGAAAAUCGAAAGACCGACAAGGUCGACGAGAACGAAACAAGUCAUCCACCGGUCGAUGACACUGAUGAUGACGACGACGAUGGCGACGACGACGACGACGAUAAGAAUGGUGAUCCCGUGACAUCCUUUUGGGAAAAGCAGUCACUACUCGUACUUGCGGCUGAGCACGAUAGGGUAGAUAUUCUCAAGAAGUUGUUAAAAGAAGAGAACGAAGAAAAGGAUUCCCUACUCAAUACAGGAAUCCCACCAUUGCAUCUCGCCAUUACGUUUGGGUCAGUAAACACCGCUCAAUCUCUGCUCCGCAUGGGGUCGGAUCCAAGUGUGCGCCCAAAUGUUGACGUUGUUCUAGAAGAACGAAGGAGCCAGCCGAAAGAUUCGAAGGUCGACAUUGCAAACAUUCGUCGAUUCGAUAACGUCACAGCCUGGGAACUUGCUUUCGGGAACGCUUUGUACGACGAAAAAUCGAUGUCCAACAAAUCAUCCGGCUCGUGGUCUAUGUUUGGGUCUACCAUGUCAGGAGAGUCCGAAGGUAUGAAUGAGGCCGCGCCCACCGCAAAAUCGACCAACGGUGCCCAGACCAUUGUCAAACCGGUGGAUAUGGCUCCCUCGAAACGAGAGGGCAUACGGCAUGCAUUCACAGCAGAAGCCUUGCGCAGCGUGGGCGGAGACGAAGCGCAUCGAUUGAAACAGCUCUUGGACAGUGGGAUGCCGUCCGACAUUGAUAUUGGUGGGAAGGACCUGUACGGUUGGGCCGUCGAUAUGGGGUCUCUUAAAUGCGAAGAAUUGCUGCGACCGGACGAGUCUCCGGACCAAGACGGUGGCAGCACGAAUGCUUCCCCAGGUGGCGACGAUGCGCCCAGCGACCUGUCGUCUUCCUUUGUUGUGCAUCGACCUGACGUCCAGGAAACAAUACCGCAGCUAAAGAAUCGACUGGACGAGCUGGAAUCUUUGUCGUCUGCCCUUUCGACCUGUUUGGACAACCUGGCGGAGGAAGUGUCAGUCUGUCACGGUCUGCUCCUUAUGGGAGGCGGGGCGUCUGCGCUCGCGUCCCAUGUCCGGAGCCUGCGAGACCUCAAGGAACAAAAAUUGUACGAGAUGGAAAAUGCUCGACUGGAAUGCCAGGAUGCCGAACGAGAACUCGCAGACCUGGUACACUCGAGUGGGGAUAUUGGGAAAGAAAUCGACCAUAUCGCGAAUUUCAAUUUCUUGAAUUACGGUGUGGAAAAGAACGCGGGUGUCCAUACAUCACACAUCAAACUGCAACAAAACGAAAACGAUAGCGACGGUGACGGUGACGGAGCCAUUGAUGAUCCAUCGAUAAACAAAGAAGCAGAGGCGGAGGCAGAAAAAUUAAACAUCAAGGCGCAAAUUGCAGCAAUUGAAAACAAGGUGAGUAGCACUGAGUGGAGCCGGCCCUGAUUGAGUUUUGAUAAGAGAUUCGAGGAGUGCAGAAUUGAAAUCCCGCUUUUCACAUAUUUGCGUGCCUUUGUGUUCGUGUGUAGAUUCGGAAGCUACGCGCCUCCAUAACAGAUCUAUCCGAGGAAAACACAAGAGAUCUAGCAGAGGUACAGCGCCGCGGACUGGAAGGUGGAAUCAACCUUGUUCGUGGGUUGCGUGAAGAACUACGGGAUUUUGAUUUCUAUCUCUCCGAAGCCAGAAGCAUGAAAGCUGUUUGCAAGUCAAAAAUUAGUAUGAUCAUUGCUCAUGUUUCAAAAAAGAAUAUUAAUAAUACCGAAGGUUCAUUGGACAAAGUUCCCGUGGCGAGGAGAGGCACCACAAAUCAUUCCGUUGGAUAUGACGUUAGGAACGACGCCACCAUUGCAAAUGAUGCAACGAUUGGAAGCAAGUCAAUGGAUUACAGCACGGAUGAAGAUGACGAUGAAAUAGAAGAAGCUGUGCUUGUAGAAUCUCCUUCCAAAAUUGACGCCUUGCAAAAGGAAGAAAGUUCAAAAGAAACUGCCUUUGAUUCGCCCAAGAUGCAAACGCCAAUUCAAGUUUCUGAAGAAAAGAGAUCUCAAGAAUCAACUGUCAACAAUGUCGAUAGCAGCACCGUGGACGGAAAGAGUGCAUCCCAAAGAAUAUCUUCUGGAGAGUCCCGGGAAAUUACCGUGAUACACCCUGGGAACAAAGGUCUUUUCACUGUCGAUCUAUGGGAAGUUAUCCUGAGGAUUAUAGGUUUCGAAAGUGCAGCAAAUCGUCGAAGUUUGGAAAACAAAGCUCAUCAUGGUAGCUCCACAACCGUCAUGAUCAUUUAACAGCCGGAGCGCCUUCAGAGAACGGUGGAACUGUGCCCUGAUGGUUCGAUCCACUAACCACCAAUUGAUUCAAAUUCAUUUGGCAUAAAUGUGAUUGGUUCCU
This is a messenger RNA of Pseudo-nitzschia multistriata, 3105 nucleotides long. NCBI's taxonomy places the organism in Eukaryota, Bacillariophyta, Bacillariophyceae, Bacillariales, Bacillariaceae. The record is from the annotation of a GenBank genome assembly.